AUGGCUUCAUCCCCACACAGCUCCACUCAUCUCUACUUCCUCCUCGUCUUCUUCCUCCUCCUGGCUGCUGCCACGGCCUUCCCGGUCACCUCCGAGUUCGAACUCGGCAUCCAGAAGAGAAUCCACUUCCGCGUCUACUUCCACGAGACCUUUAUCGGUCCCGACAACACCACCGUCACCGUGGUGAACAUGAGCCUCCCCUACACCUUCGGGAACAUCGAGAUCUACGACACCGUGCUGAGGGUCGGCCCCGACGAAAGCUCCACCUUCCUCGGAAGGGUGCAGGGCGCGGGCUUCCACGUAUCAAUGCGGGAGGAGGUGAUGCUGGUACCGCUGGUGCUGGUGUUCACGGCGGGGAAGUUCGUCAACAGCACUCUCACGGUGAUCGGGAGACUGGACGCGUCCGGGAACUCGGAGCGGGCCAUCGUGGGAGGGACGGGGUUGUUCCAGUACGCAUGGGGGAAGCUGGUGACCGAGACGGUGACGGCCUCAGUCGCGAAGCUCGUCGUCGCCUACGACGUCUACGUCGUUUACUACGACGACCUCCAUCUCAGUGCCAUCGCAUGA
This is a messenger RNA of Musa acuminata AAA Group (dessert banana), 567 nucleotides long. Its product is annotated as pterocarpan synthase 1-like. The record is from RefSeq and is a predicted model, not a curated record. Lineage: Eukaryota; Viridiplantae; Streptophyta; Magnoliopsida; Zingiberales; Musaceae. The transcript has a single exon. Bases 1 to 567 code for a protein of 188 amino acids.